UUUUCUGUGUCAGAAAAGUUAAACUUCCACACCCAACCACUUAAACAUCGUCUGGACUCAUCUCUGGAUCAUCUCAACGUUGAUAACUUGGGACAGUCAUCAUGGCUAUGGUAUCAGAGUUCCUGGGACAGCUGUCUCUCAACAUUGGGGCCCAUGAGCCCACAUACCCCACUGUGGUACCUGCUAUGGACUUUGACCCUGACAGAGAUGCUGCCAGAAUAGAGACUGCUAUCAAGACCAAAGGAGUGGAUGAACAGACCAUCAUUGACGUCCUAACAAAGCGGACCUACUUACAAAGGAGAGAUAUUGCUUUUGCAUAUGAAAGGAGGGCAAAGAAGGACAUGAUCUCAGCCCUGAAGGGAGCGCUGUCUGGCAGUCUGGAAACAGUGAUCCUCGGACUGAUGAAGAGCACAACCCAGUACGAUGCCUCACUGAUCAGAGGAUCUAUUAAGGGUGCAGGAACAGAUGAAGAAACACUGAUUGAGGUUUUGUGUUCACGAAGCAAUGACGAGCUGGUGGAGAUCAAGAAGGUUUACCAAGAGUUGUUCAAGAAGGACCUGGACAAAGACGUGAAGGGUGACACCUCUGGGAACUUUGCUAAGUUGCUCUUGGCUCUGGUGGAGACCAAGAGAGCAGCACCAUCUGGUAUCGUAGACUAUGAAAAGAUUGAUCAGGAUGCCAGAGCACUCUUUGAGGCUGGGUUGAUGAUAAAAGGAACUGAUGUGCCGACCUGGAUCGCCAUUAUGUCUGAGAGAAGUGUACCCCACCUGCAAAAAGUGUUUGGGAGGUACAGGAGUUACAGCCCAUACGACAUGCAGGAGAGCAUUAGGAAGGAAGUAAAAGGAGACUUGCAACAAUCCUUCCUGGUGCUAGUGCAGUGCUUUGAAAACAAACAGCUGUACUUUGCCAACAGACUUCAUGAAGCCAUGAAGGGUAAAUCAGCCAAAGAGAAGAUAUUGACCAGAAUUAUUGUGUCACGCUGCGAGGUGGACCUGAAGAAGAUCUGUUCUGAAUACAAGGCCAAUUAUGGAGAGUCUCUGCAAAAGACUAUUUUGGAACACACCAAAGGAGACUACCAGAAGGUGAUGCUCAGCCUGUGCGGACCAGAACAGUAAAAAUAAAUCCUCAGUAUCUUUCCAUCACUGGAAAGCUGGGCUUAUGAAUAUCAUACUUGAAAGAAACUUGUCUGCACACAUUUAUUUGAAUGCAACAUUCAAGGAGAUGCAUUUAUCUUUUUCAUACAAGAAGAAUCUGUAUAACGGCUUACUUUUGUUAUAACGGCUUGCUUUUGUUAUACCAAAACAGCAAUAAAAUUGUUUAGUUGGA
This is a messenger RNA of Centropristis striata (black sea bass), 1326 nucleotides long. RefSeq names its product annexin A2-like. Bases 102 to 1115 code for a protein of 337 amino acids. The record is from RefSeq and is a predicted model, not a curated record. Lineage: Eukaryota; Metazoa; Chordata; Actinopteri; Perciformes; Serranidae. Gene Ontology annotation, molecular function: calcium-dependent phospholipid binding; phospholipase inhibitor activity; cytoskeletal protein binding. The transcript is spliced from 13 exons. Gene Ontology annotation, cellular component: cytoplasm.